AUGUUUCAGAAUAACUUGAAGAUGAAGUUCUUCAAGUUCGACAGAUCCAUAGGCUUGCAUUCACUCCAUAAGCGCACAUUCGCGUCAAAAUUGCGCCGACAUUCAAGUCUAGCACAAGCUCUCCGCAAGCAAGCUCCAAUCGACAUUCAUCCAGAAGUCGAAGACGCGUUAGGUCGUAAUAUACCUGUUGUCGCUCUCGAGUCAACCAUAAUAUCCCAUGGCAUGCCCUAUCCUACUUCGUUGGAGACAGCUCAGUCUCUUGAGAGUAUAGUCAGAUCUACUGGCAGUGUGCCAGCCACUAUUGCGCUCAUUGGCGGUCGCAUCAAGAUCGGUCUCCAACCUCUCGAGUUGGAAUACAUUGCAGACACGACUGCAAAUCCCAAUAUUACCAAGCUUUCGAGACGUGAUAUUGCUCCAGCAAUUUCUAUGAAAAGGGACGGUGCGACAACGUGCAGCGCCACGUUGAUAUUCGCAGCUUUAGCAGGCAUUAAGGUCUUUGCUACAGGAGGGUUAGGCGGAGUUCAUCGUGGUGGAGAGCGCACUAUGGAUGUAUCUGCUGACCUGCAGGAAUUGACUCGUUGCCCUGUUGGACUAGUCUCUGCGGGGGUGAAGUCCAUUCUUGAUAUAGGGCGAACUCUGGAAUAUUUGGCAAGUCAGCUUAAUCAUGUUCAAAGAAGCGUUGACCUAUCGACCAACACUAUAGGAAACUCUUGGAGUUUCUACACCGCUAGAAGUGGCUUUAAAACACCUUGGCGAGUAAACGAUGCAGGAACUGCUGCAACGGUUUUACACACACAAUGGAAGCUUGGGAUGACAAACGGAGUUCUAUUCGCUGCUCCUAUACCAGAAGAAUACCAGGCGGCUGGCUUGGCCAUCCAGCAAGCGGUUGAGCGGGCCAUCUCUGAGGCUGAAGACAAUGGCAUCCAUAAGAGUGGAAAAGAAGUGACGCCUUGGCUUCUGAAACGUGUCGGCGAGAUAACGGGAGGGAAGUCUCUUGCUAGCAAUGUCGCACUUGUACGAAACACGGCACUAAUCGGCGGUCAGAUUGCCGUAGAAUAUGCAAAGUUGGAACGAUAUACUACAGCACAAGAUGUUCAAUUACAUCCUGUUGCAAAGCUUUCCACUCUAACCAAUCUCACUAUACAAGAAAAACCAGUCUACUCCAAGACAGAGCCAUCUCCCUCACUAAUUGUCGUCGGCUGUGCGGCAGUUGAUAUAACUUCCCAACCUUAUGUGCAUCCAGACUCGAAUUCUAACCUUGUUUUACACUCCACUUCGCCUGGAAAGGUAUCCAUAUCCUUAGGGGGAGUCGGACGCAAUAUAAGCGAAGCGGCUCAUAGAAUUAUGUCUUCCCAAUCGCCUGACUUGUCUUCUGCCACCAUGUUAAUGUCUCCAGUCGGUAGUGAUCCUUUUGGCCGACUACUUAUGGAUGAAACUCGGAUGCUCGGUAUGAGAACAGAUGGAUUAAUCGCGAACGAUGAAGAGAGUUCCGCUGUCUGCAAUAUGCUUGUCGAUGCCUCAGGGAAUCUCAAGGAAGGCGUUGCUGACAUGGAUAUAACAUGUUCAUUAGAUGGAGAUAUGGUCGUGCGGUAUCUAGAAACGUACACGCCCAAAGUCUUAGCUGUCGAUGGUAAUUUGUCCGAAACCACGCUUACAACACUUGUAGAUUACUGUUCACAGAAAAUACUUGACAUUUUCUUCGAACCUACAUCGGUCAUGAAGUCGACGAAUAUCCUUUCAGCAAUUGCAGAGGUCAAAGACUUAACGCGUUCUCCUGUAACCUUUGCAUCUCCUAAUAUCCUUGAGCUUUGUCGCAUAUACCAUGAAGUGCGCUCACCCUCGUGGGACCUAAUGUCUAGUGAAGCAUGGUGGCGUGUUAUCGACGGGUUUGGACUGGGCUCGGCAUUCCGCAUGGAUUUGGAAAAAUUAGCUCGAAUGGAUGUCUCAAAGGACGACCCCAGACAAGGAACACUAUCUUUCCUAAUCAGCGAAGGCAUUGCACAAAUGGCCAUAAAUCUCCUCCCGUUUUUCGAAAAGCUCGUGAUAAAGUGUGGGGAACGUGGCGUCAUAGUCGCCAUGCGCUUAAGCGGACAUGUUGUGGAAACUUUGCCGUGGAUAUCAGCGACCAAUAGCUUCGAUGCUCGCCGUGUCAUCGCCCGGUCUAUGUCUUCACGGGAGAUGGUCGUUCUGCAGCACUUUCCAGCUCUACACAUUGACAAAUCAUCCAUAAUCAACGUCACAGGAGCUGGGGAUUCACUGGUCGGCUCGCUCCUUGCCACCCUUGUGAGCAACCCCAAGGCGUUUGAGAGCCCAAAAUCAUUGAAGGACAUGGUCGAUAAAGCGCAACAGGCCGCAGUGUUGACUUUACAGAGCUCGGCUAGUGUCUCUCCAUUACUUUCAGCUAUGUCUGCAUCUAAAAAAACUCUGGAGUUGUAA
Molecule: messenger RNA, 2436 nt
Organism: Serpula lacrymans var. lacrymans S7.9
Lineage: Eukaryota; Fungi; Basidiomycota; Agaricomycetes; Boletales; Serpulaceae
Exons: 15
Coding region: 1-2436 (811 amino acids)
Molecular function (GO): pseudouridylate synthase activity
Source: RefSeq, a predicted model, not a curated record